Molecule: messenger RNA, 3329 nt
Organism: Labrus bergylta (ballan wrasse)
Lineage: Eukaryota; Metazoa; Chordata; Actinopteri; Labriformes; Labridae
Gene: dnajb5
Product: DnaJ heat shock protein family (Hsp40) member B5
Cellular component (GO): cytosol
Molecular function (GO): protein-folding chaperone binding
Source: RefSeq, a predicted model, not a curated record
UCUCUCUCUCUCCAAAUAUGACUCUGUUUCCCCGCACAGGGAACCACAGCCCCUCACAUGCCUGCAUGCUUACACCACUGAAUCCUGCAGGAGGAGAGAAUUAAGCACUGCAUCUGUGGUCAGUUUCUACUUCAAAAUCUUCAGUAGAAACUUCCUCCUACAUGUAACUCUGGGAGUGUGUUUGAGGACACAGACCUUGAACAAAGAGCCCUGCUGCUGGUGGAGAGGGCUGGGUUUGCUCUCUAGUCUGCUUAACGGAUUUUCUUUUUUUUUUACACGACGACAGAGGGAGCAGGAUCGGACACAGCAAGGCUGCAGGCUCGUGACUGACCACGGCCUGAGCCAAACACCAGGGGGAUCCCUGUCCAGACAUUGUAUGCGUGUGCAGCCAUGGGGAAGGACUACUACAAGACCCUGGGGAUCCCAAAGGGCUCCAACGAGGAGGAGAUCAAGAAGGCAUACAGGCGCAUGGCCUUGCGCUUCCACCCCGACAAGAACAAGGAUGCCAAUGCUGAGGAGAAGUUCAAGGAGAUCGCAGAGGCCUAUGAGGUGCUCAGUGACCCCAAGAAGAGGGUGGUCUAUGAUCAGCUGGGAGAGGAAGGUUUGAAGACAGGAGGCAGCAGCUCCUCAGGUACUCCCGGCAGCUCGACGUACCACUACACCUUCCAUGGAGAUCCCCAUGCCACAUUUGCCUCCUUUUUCGGCGGCUCCAACCCCUUCGACAUGUUCUUUGGCUCCAACCGCAGCCACAACCGCUCCAAUGGGUUCUCUCACCACAACGACCACGACAACGAGCAGGACAUGGAUGUGGACGAGGACGACCCAUUCGCUCACUUUGGGAGACAGUUUGGCUACUCUAGUGGGAUGAAUAACGGCUUCCCAGGGGAGGGACGGAGGAGGAGGGGGGCACCGUCAGAGCGCCUGGGCACUGGGCGAAAGCACCAAGACCCUCCGGUGGUCCAUGAAUUGAAGGUCUCCCUGGAGGAGAUCUUCCAUGGCUGCACCAAGCGCAUGAAGAUCACGCGACGGAGGCUGAACCCAGAUGGGAGAAGCAUGAGGACAGAGGACAAGAUCCUCAACAUUAUCAUCAAGAAGGGCUGGAAGGAGGGAACCAAGAUCACCUUCCCAAAGGAGGGGGACGAGACCCCUGAGAACAUUCCUGCUGACAUAGCCUUUGUGCUUAAAGACAAGGGACACGCCCACUUCAAAAGAGAUGGUUCCAACAUCAUUUAUAACUGCAAGAUCAGCCUGAAAGAGGCGUUGUGUGGCUGCACAGUUAGCAUUCCCACGCUGGACAACCGCAUCAUAUCGCUCCCCUGUCAUGACAUCAUCAAGCCUGGGACAGUCAAGCGAGUCAGAGGGGAAGGCCUGCCUUUCCCAAAGAACCCAUCACAGCGGGGUGACCUCAUCGUGGAGUUUUCCGUCCGUUUUCCUGACAGGAUCCCCCCUCAGUCCAGAGAGAUAAUCAGACAACACCUGCCACAGUCAUAAGAAGACUCACAUGAUCCACAACACGCUACUGAAUAAACUUAUUGAACCCAGAAAACCAACACCUCCUUUAUGUGCCAUAUUUUGACAAUAUGGCAGUUUCUCUUCCCACUUCCAGUCCCCAUACUCUGUGUAAAUGCAUCCAGCUCUAAACUCUGCUGUUUGUAGGGCCAUCUUGGUGGGAGGAUAAGGGAAGAUUUCUACAUGAAUGGCAGAAUCACAGUGUAAUUAUUUGCAUUUGUUUUGGCCCCACACACACAAGCACCCGAGCAUGGAGUGGUGCUGGGGACGGGCUAAGCACAACCGUGGCUUUUACCCAAUGGUCUUUUCUUAACUGUGUUUUUUACAAAUUUAUUGGUGGUUUUAUAUGCUGUCCGGCUCUCUGAUCCUUGACUUUUUGUGAUGGGAUGAAGCUUGGGAUAUUUUUUUAAAGGAACUUUUUUUCCAGGAUUUUCUUUUCCAAAGAAAAUUUCAAAAUAGGAAUAUUUACUUAAUCCUUGAGUGUACCAGCAGCCUCAGUGUGUUUAGAGCAAGGUUUUAACAUACCCCCCCCCCCACACACACACACACACACACACACACACACACACCUGCUGUUCUCAUGAGCUGAGUCUGAUUGAGUGUUACGCUUGAAGCCUGCAGACUGUUUCCUGUUUAAUAAGAUCUGUCUCCCUUAAAAUCUUUUAUUUUCUGAUGUGUGCGUUGCCAUAGCACAGAAUCAUUGCAGUCAAAUAAAGUCUCAGCUGCAUUGAAAAAAUCUGGGAAUGACAAUCACACACUAACAGCAGUGUAAGCUUGGAUAAUACAAUCUACACGUUAUUUGGGUGCUUUCCCCUCUGAGCUGUGUGGCUCUUAUACUUAUACAGCCUCGCUCAUGCUACGAGGGACAUUAAGGUGCCUUAGCCCGGUGUCAUACUACACGUGAACAACCACACAGGUCACACUGUAACAUAGAAAACCAGCCAUGCAAAGUGCACAACAGAUGAAGCCCUAUUCUGUGUUAAGCAUUACCUUUGGGAUCUGGUGGUAAACACCAAGCAAGCAAUACAACUGUGAAAGUUGUACUUUAUGUAAGCAAAGACAUUUCUAACAAAAACUGAUGAAUUUUGCUAGUUCAUUCCUGUAAAGUGCCAUAUAAGUACAGGCUGGAUUUUCCAGAGGAAUUUAGUUUUUAAUUGUUCAUAGUAAAUAGUGAAGAUUUCUCUGUGAAACCCAGCUCUGUUGUGUAUUCUGCUUUCUUUUGUGCCAUUUGAAGGCAUUGUCUUGGUGCUACUGUGAGCAGUGCCAAAAACAGACCCUCAGAGGAUCUACUGUUUGGUUUCAUGAGUCCUCAGUCUGUGAUUUAAGAACUGCUUCUGUCAUAGGUAACAUCUGUACAGUAAACCUCCCAUCUGUCUCUUAAAGUAGAUAACCCUGCUUAGGCAGGUUUUGAAUUCUUGCAGCAGCUGUUCUGUGCGUCAGCUCCAGGGGGCUCCAAAGCUCUGUUCAGCUCUUCCUACUCUACUUUACAGCAAAUAUAAGAUGUAUGUAUGAGUGUGGUUUAUGCAGACAGACCUAGGAGGUCAUAUACUGUAUAUCAUGUGUAUGUGCCAAUGUUUGAAUGCAAAAUUAUAAUAAAAGCACUUUUGUGUCAUCAAGGAUACUGAAACUAUGAGACGAUGGGGCACACUUAAAUGACGUAUCUUGGAGAGAGUCCUUCCUCUCAGAGAUGAAAAAGAAACGCUGGACUGUGUUCAAAACCAAAUGCACAUGUGCUGCUGCUGAGAGACUGACACUGCUUCUGUGCAUUUUAACAUAUUUAUGAUCUAUUGAAAACAAAUAAACCAAAUGUGUGAACUUAA